This is a messenger RNA of Peromyscus californicus insignis, 1444 nucleotides long. It is a transcript of the gene Tmem59l, whose product is annotated as transmembrane protein 59 like. Bases 47 to 1057 code for a protein of 336 amino acids. The record is from RefSeq and is a predicted model, not a curated record. Lineage: Eukaryota; Metazoa; Chordata; Mammalia; Rodentia; Cricetidae. The transcript has 8 exons.
CCGCAUCCCGACGCCCGCACUCGGCCCGCGCUGCGCACGCUCGGCCAUGGCUGCGGUCGCGUUGCCGCUGCUGCUGCUGCUGGCGUCGCAGGCCGCCCCAGCGCCGGCGCGCGACCCCUUUGCCCCGCAGCUCGGGGACACGCAGAGGUGCCAGCAGCGCUGUCGCCAGAGCCACUCUGUCUCGCCGCCCGUUCAGCGUGAGCAGGAGGGCCCCUCAGAUUCCCUGAAGAACAAGGCCGUCCUCACCAGUGCUUGUGAACGUGGCUGUCGGCUUUUCUCCAUCUGCCGCUUCGUGGCCAGGAGCUCUGGGACCAAUGCCACAGAGACGGAAUGUGAAGCUGCCUGCACUGAGGCCUACGGGAAGGCAGCAGAGCAACGGGCCUGCAGUGAGGGAUGCUGGGGCCAGACCCCCGAAGCCGAGACCCGGCCGGAGCAGAAGAAAACCGCGUUGGAGCUGCCCAGGGGGCCUCUGUCUCUGCUGAGCUUACUUUCCACAAUGUGCAACGGCCUCAUGAGUUCCGCCCAGGGCUUCGUGUCCUCCACCUGGACAUACUCCCUUCAGACAGACAACCGGAAGGUGGUGGUCUUCCAGACCCAACCUGUGGUAGAGAACUUUGCCGUCCAAGGGAGUCGUCUUCAGCGAGUGGAGGUGACCCUGAGGGGGUCCCACCCUGAGGGCCUGGAAUUACACAUGGAUCCCCUAGGCCCCUUGGACAAAGUGAGGAGAGCUAAGACCCGAGUGAAGCCCAGCAAGGCCAAGGUGGAGUCUGAGGACCCAGAAGAGAAUGACUUCUUCAGCUGCAUGUCCCGGCGUUCCGGGUUGCCUCGGUGGGUGGUGUUCUGCUGUCUCUUCCUCUCCGUCCUGAUCAUGCUGUGGCUGAGUUGCUGUACCCUGGUCAGCACACCGGGCCAGCACCUCAGGUUCCAACCUCUGACCGCAGAGCAGCAUAAGGGUCUCCUGAUGGAGUCAGCCUGGCCUUUGUACCCGUCCCCGCCACCUGCCUAUGAGGACAGCCCCCCGCCCUACAAGUUGAAGCUAGAUUUGACCACGCUGUAAUCUUUGGCCUGCAGGGGGCCCCUCCAUAUUCGUUCACUCUGCACCCUGAAGUCCAAGGUCAGGGUGGGGACCAGCCUUGGCCUUGUCUACCCCCAGUCCUGCUUCCCUCGCUUGCCAGCGCGUCUUUCAGCCCCCUUGAGCUCCACUGUCUUGCUUUCUCUGGGGCUGGCUUUUCGGCGUUUUCACAUGCUCUGGCUAUGAACCCGGUCUGUCACCUUUUUCUUUCUCUGUGUCCGCUCUUGGGGUCUGAGGACUCGGGUUCCCCUCUGCUCAGGCUCUUUCCCUUUAUCUCUGGUGACCCAGCCCUACAAAAGGGAGGGAUGGGGACUCCCUGCUGGGAGGGGGUGAGGAGGAGUAAAUCUUUAAAUAAAGUGAAUAAAAAAGAUA